AUGUCGGAGGACUCGAGACCAAUCAUCAAGGCCUUAGAAGACGUCCUGGUCCGCCUGAGCGAGAACCCGUACCCUCAUGUGCCCUCUCCGCAAGGCUGCAAGAAGCGAGCCAGUGUCGCCGCCAUAAUUCGUGUCCGACCUGCCUACACCCCUGUCCCGCCUGACAAUGGCUCUGUGGUAGAAAUCAAAAGGCCUUCCUCUCCUCCCUCGUCGAUCAGCGAAUUCUUUUCGCAGGAAUGGGUUCAACAGGGUGACCCCGAACUCCUCUUCAUCAAACGCGCAGGCCGCGCAGGAGACAAAUGGUCCGGACACACGGCUCUGCCGGGUGGGAAGCGGGAUCCCGAGGAUGCAGAUGACCUAGCCGCUGCCGUCCGUGAGACAAGAGAAGAAAUAGGCUUAGAUUUGGACAGCGCCGAAUGUUUGCGCGCAGGCAAUCUGCCCGAACGACUCGUCACCACCUCCUGGGGCAGAGAUGUCCUGAUGGUUCUGUGUCCUUAUGUCUUUAUCAUGACUGGCAAAACAGUCCCUCCGGUCCAGCCACAGCCUACAGAGGUCGCCUCAAUCCAUUGGGUCUCGCUCCGCGCACUCCUCUCGUCCACCCUGCGUACAAGGGAGUCAGUGGACAUCUCGAGUCGAAUGGCCAAACGCGUCGGUCCUUUCAUACACAAGAUGAUCCGCAUGACAAUGGGUAAGAUGAUGUUCAGCGCAAUCCGGCUGAUCCCCACCGAGUCUGUCUACGCCAGUUCCAUCCCAGGCUUCAUCCCUACGGAGGGCGGUGACAAUCUAUCCCCCGUGUCUGGUUGGGCGCAAGCACCAUUCGGUGUACCCUCAUCGUCGCGAUCCCUAAGCUACCAACAACCCAUCCUGCUUUGGGGCCUCACUUUAGGGGUCCUAGCCGACCUUCUUGACCAGCUCCCGCCUUACAACGCCGUCAAAUUGUGGAAAUAUCCCACCUUCACGGUCCCCGAUCUCCGUCUCAUAGUCUACCUCAUGACACUUUCCUUCCGGAAGAACACCGCCGAGACAUUCUCCUCGGGAUCUUGGCCGAGCCAAACGGCCGUGGACUCCGCAACUCAGGCGACGGCCGUAGCAACUUCUGAACCUGUACCCACCGUUACGGAAGCGGAGCCCACUGAUCUUGCAAAGCAGCCCGCCUUCAACAAGGACAGCGUCGGCAUCGGCGGCUUAGGCGUGGGUUCCGACCCGCAGUAUGCAGUCGGAAGAUUGCUCUGGGGCUAUUACGACCGAGUCAAUGUGGCCAUCGCGGUCUUUUUGGCAUAUAGAGCGGCGGCCACGGCUGGCAUUGCAUUUUGGGCCUACAGGUUCUGGAAGAGACGAAGUGGUGCAUAUCUGUGA
Molecule: messenger RNA, 1356 nt
Organism: Rhinocladiella mackenziei CBS 650.93
Lineage: Eukaryota; Fungi; Ascomycota; Eurotiomycetes; Chaetothyriales; Herpotrichiellaceae
Exons: 1
Coding region: 1-1356 (451 amino acids)
Molecular function (GO): coenzyme A diphosphatase activity
Source: RefSeq, a predicted model, not a curated record